CUUGAUUCUAUACUGUCUACUCACAACCAGGUGGAAGAAUAAUGGACCUGGAAUAUUAGCGUACGAAAGAUUUAAAGUUAAUAAAAGAUGAUUUUUGGAAAUUGUUUAUUCAUUCAAAGACAAAGACUCUUUUAUUUGCAUGGAUUGCGAUCAUGGGCUCGAGCAUUCGCUAUGCAGCAGAAAUUCAAAGACAAAAUAAUAAUUAAAGUAAAAGCUGGCACAGGUGGCGCUGGAUGUUCAUCAUUUGGCCGAGAAAAGUUUGUGCCAUUUGGACCAGCUGACGGAGGGAAUGGAGGUGAUGGAGGAUCAGUGUACAUAGCUACUAAAUCAGGAACUUUCAAUAAUCUAUCACACCUAAUGGGCCAUUACAAGGCGUCUGCUGGAACAAGCGGCAAAGGAGGGAAUCGUCAUGGUAGCAUAGGGUCCUCUUUAAUUCUCUAUGUUCCACCAGGAACGACUGUUAAAGAAAUACAAAAUCUGAACGAAGAAGAAGAACAAAAUUCUACUUACUCAGUUCAAUGGGUCCAACGACCAGGUAAUGAGAGAUUACCUAUACAAGCCUUGGAAGGUCCAUCUUUUGAAGAGGAAGCCGAAAGACAAGCGCAAGAGCUUUUUCAUUGUAAGUCUCCUCCAGCAAAUGCAUACCCUAUAGAAUAUAAUAUGAUGGACGAUGACGGCAAACCAAGAAUUCUAUGUCGAGGUGGCAUUGGCGGUUUUGGAAAUGUACACUUUUUGAGCGAGAAAAAUCGCUCUCCCAAGUUUGCAACUAAAGGAAUGAAGGGUCAGUCAAAGGUUUUUGAGCUGGAGCUUAAAACCUUGUGUGAUAUUGGUUUAGUAGGGCUUCCCAAUGCAGGAAAAAGUACCCUGCUGAAUUCAUUGACAAGGGCAACCUCCGAUAUCGGAGAAUAUGAGUUUACAACCUUGCAACCUCAUUUGGGAACGGUUCGUUUGGUUUCUGACAAUCAUGUUCCUGUGAGCUUCAGUUUGGCGGACAUUCCGGGACUCAUUGAAGGUGCUAGUGAUGGGCGUGGGCUAGGUUUCGAGUUUCUGCGUCACAUAGAAAGAGCAAAACUUCUUUGCUUGGUAAUAGACAUAUCUCCGAAAGCAAAGAUCCCAUGCACCGAAGCCUUUCAACAGCUUUGGAAAGAAUUAAAAGAAUACAAUCCGAAGCUCUUGGAGAGAGUUUCAAUAGUUAUUGCAAACAAAGCAGAUAUUUCUGCUGAAAAACAACUUGAAAAGCUAAAGGACGUGGUAUCCAGAAACGGACAAUCGAUAACUGUAAUACCCGUAAGCGCUGCUCGAAGAGAAGGAAUGGACACUCUACUAAGGUGUAUGGCAGACCUAUAUACAAAAAUGAAAAUCGUAUAAUGUAUUCAUUAAAUUAUUUUUUAUUAACUGAAUUGAAUGUGAAAAAUGCGGGUACCAAAAGGAGAGUCUAGCGUGAAACUUGUUGAACAUUGGUAUUCUGUAUAACCUCGAGUCGUGCUUUCAAUCGGUUGUAUGGCAUAAAUUAAGGAGUUCAUACUAGAAAGGAUUAGGUUAAGGAGCAAGCAACAGGCACAAAAAGAGAAAGUUUUGUAAUAGACAAAAUAUCUCAAAAAAAUUAAGGGAAAAAAAUAUUAAUGCAAGCUUUAGGAAAAAGUUUUCUGUUUUUGUAAAACAUACAAUAUACCGCGCCGGGAGCCCAUGAGCUGUUCUGGAAAGCGCUUCAGACAAUACUUCUGAAUGCGGCGUCCUAGGCCCAGCCGUAAAGGAGAAGCAAAUUGAGCUAAAGUAGUUAUAGAAGUCUUUGAACUAUUUUCCAUAGACGACUGGUAUCGGUUAUACUCCAUAACUUUCAGGAGUUUGAGAUGAUCAAUGUUGAAAGUUUCGCUCAGUAGUUCACGCUUUUCUGCGUCGAUUAUGGAUCUUUCUAAUAUGUAGGAUUUGCUUACAUUUAAAAGGUCUGAAGCCCAUCGCGGCACUUUCCCUUGCUUGACCAGUAGUCGUUCUGUGUGCAAUCGACCGUUUUCAUCAACAUAACGCUCUAAGACAUCGGCAGACACAACGUGAGAGCUGUAAGGACUAGGGAAACCAUUAAUAUUAAUUCGAAGAACCUAUGAAGACAGGCUUACGUGUUACAUACUUUGGGUACCUACGCAACCACGCCGACGAAACUUUUUCCCAAGGGGCAUCAAACUCGGUUUCAUCUUUACAAACAGACAUGCCAGAGAAUCGCCAAAAGUGAAUUAUAUUCUCUUUGUUUUAAGGUACUUAGUACAGGCAAUUAUUGCUAGACUGCAGACAGACACGCUUCUUUGGUAGAAGUUAAGUCAGUUUUACAGGAACUAUCUGGAUAGUGUGAUUGAAUGAACUUCACUAUAAGAUAAACAAAAAGCGAAAGUCAAUUGCUGUGCUUGGGAAGAUGCGAAAAUUCAAUCUUAAUGUUUCUACCUGUCAAUGAAAUGGAGAAAGAGUACUGAUAUGGAUGUACGGAAUUCUCUAGGAGAUGGAAGGCUCUUGUGGAAAGUGGAUGGACAUGUAUCGAUUCUCUCAUUUCGGGAUUCCGAAAGCAAAUAUACAUUAAAAGAAGACUCUUAAAAGUAGAUUGUCUCUUUUGAUUGCAUAUCCUCGCCAGAAAUUGCACGACUUGUAGAAAAUCCUUUUCCUCUUGGAUGGAAUGAUUUUAUGGUUCCUUACCUCUGUUAUUUCUACUGUAUGCUCUAAGAAGACUUAUAUUAUCGAAAGGCUAAACAGGAUAUCUGUUUAUGCAGCCAGGAAAUGUAGACCUCUUUCCUCCGGAUGCUUGCUCAUUUGUUUUAGGAAGGUAUAAGGGGCCGUUCCUGAAAUUUUUUACCAAAGCUGCUUUUUCUAUUCUCAAUCUGUAAAGUUUCCGUUCUACUUUCGUUUAUUUCUCCUUUUAUGAAUACAUGUACCAACCUUGCAAAUUGGACUUUGCCAUGAAAUGACCUUAAACAAAGUAACACAUACUCAAAAGAAGUAUCGAAUAUUAUACUAUCGUCUUAAGAAUGAAUUUGGAGGAAACAUCCUUUAUCAGGAAUUGAAGUCGGAAACAGCUGAAUCUUCUGUAUGUCUUAUGAAAUUGAUAAAGGCUGGAAAAAAGUCAAGGAAAAAACACAAGGCUUGUUGGUCCCUUGUCACCUGUAGCAUCACUUUCAGUCAGGGACAAACAAAAACGCAUUUCAAGUUAUUUCUUUUGGUUCAGCUUACUCUUUAACAUAAACUAGCUUUAGAAUUGUAUAUAAAGUCGUUUACAUAAACUCUUAAAACAAGCUAUUUUGCAUCGGCAUAUUCUGCUUUUAUACACCAGCUUCAUUUGAUGCAAUCAGUUUUAUAAACUUAGAUUUUUCUUUAUAUAUUCAUG
Molecule: messenger RNA, 3364 nt
Organism: Schizosaccharomyces cryophilus OY26
Lineage: Eukaryota; Fungi; Ascomycota; Schizosaccharomycetes; Schizosaccharomycetales; Schizosaccharomycetaceae
Product: GTPase Mtg2
Exons: 2
Coding region: 88-1368 (426 amino acids)
Cellular component (GO): mitochondrion
Molecular function (GO): GTP binding; GTPase activity; magnesium ion binding
Source: RefSeq, a predicted model, not a curated record